Molecule: messenger RNA, 897 nt
Organism: Melampsora larici-populina 98AG31
Lineage: Eukaryota; Fungi; Basidiomycota; Pucciniomycetes; Pucciniales; Melampsoraceae
Exons: 8
Coding region: 69-719 (216 amino acids)
Biological process (GO): protein import into nucleus; ribosomal subunit export from nucleus
Cellular component (GO): cytoplasm; nucleus
Molecular function (GO): GTPase activity; GTP binding
Source: RefSeq, a predicted model, not a curated record
AUCGAUUCCCAUCACUCUGAACGUUUCUUAGAGUAAUCAUUAAAUUAUUAAGUUAAUAGGAGAUCAAAAUGGCAGAGGCAAGCAACAUUCCCGCUUUCAAGCUAGUUCUCGUUGGUGAUGGUGGAACCGGAAAAACAACUUUCGUAAAGCGUCACUUGACAGGAGCUUUCGAGAAAAAAUACAUUGCCACCCUCGGUGUCGAGGUUCACCCUUUGACAUUUCACACCAAUCACGGUAUGAUCUGCUUCAACGUCUGGGAUACAGCAGGACAGGAAAAAUUCGGUGGACUUCGUGAUGGUUACUACAUCCAGGGUCAAUGUGGUAUCAUCAUGUUCGAUGUUACGUCAAAGAUUACUUACAAAAACGUCCCCAACUGGCACCGUGAUCUCGAACGUGUUUGCGAGGGUAUCCCCAUUGUCCUUUGUGGAAACAAAGUCGAUGUCAAGGAGCGCAAAGUUAAGACAGGUGCCGUGACCUUUCACCGCAAGAAAAACUUGCAGUACUUUGAGAUCUCUGCCAAGUCGAACUACAACUUCGAAAAGCCCUUCCUUUGGCUAGCUCGAAAAUUAUCCGGAACCCCCAACUUGGAACUUGUUGCUGCUCCUGCUCUCGCACCUCCUGAGGUUGCUGUUGAUGCCGGGCUCAUGGAGGUCUACAACAAGGAGCUAGCUGCAGCUGCAGCUGCUCCAUUGCCUGACGAAGAUGACACUGAUAUUUAAGUCGCGUCGAUCAAUGUUACUUUGUCAAGCUAGUUAUACAUAGUUUCUUUCAAUAAAGACCAUAUAUAGGGUAUCAAAUGAAUUAGGUGACGAGAAAUAUGGAUUUCUCGAUUUGUUUUUGGUGUUUCACGAGAAAAAAUAUAUGGCUUCUUUCUGACGUGCGGCUUUUGCCCAUGUG